Messenger RNA from Cryptococcus wingfieldii CBS 7118, 1228 nucleotides. RefSeq lists its product as hypothetical. The annotation marks the transcript as partial. The record is from RefSeq and is a predicted model, not a curated record. The transcript has a single exon. Lineage: Eukaryota; Fungi; Basidiomycota; Tremellomycetes; Tremellales; Cryptococcaceae.
AUGUCUCCCCCAGUUCCCCAAGACCCGAUCCCGGGCACGGCCCCUCCCGCUGGAGGCGCCCCCCCGAAUAUCGAAAACAAGCCGAACAUUGAGAAGAGCGGAGAGACGGAAGGCGGAGAUCAGCAGGGAGACAAAGACAAGAACGGCGAGAAGGAGGGGGGAUUUGAAGGCCCCAAGACAGACGACUCGGGUUCGACCAUCUCUUUCGACACCCCCCUCGGCAAUACCACACGUCCCCGUGACCGCCCAGACACCCCAGGGCCCGAGUCCCAGCCGAUCCACCCUGGCAUGUUGGCACUCAUGGCCCAGCUGGCUAAUAUCCAGCAAGAGUUGACCGAUCAUAUCAAAGAGCAACGCGCCACUGUCCCCGCUCCCGCGCCGGCCCCGGUCCCAGAGUGUCCCAAGGUUUUCAAACGCCCUGACACGCUGGUCUGCCCGACUCUGUCUUGGUACACGAACGACCCUUUUGCGAUCACGCGACACUUAUAUGCCCUCGAGGUCUACCUCACGGCCGCUCGUCCAACCAUGCUCCCCGAGCACUACCCCUUGUGGGCCAUCGAGCAGUGCAACUUCUCGAUCUCCAAGGUCGGCGAAUGGUUCACAUGGGGCCUCGAGUUCGGCAGGAAGGCUCUCACCUUCAGAAUUUGGAGUAAGCAGUGGAAAGAAAAGGUCCUGGACCCCGAUUGGGUCCGACAAGCGCGAACAGCAGUCAAGUUCAAACGUAUGGAGGGCACCACCCCCCAACACUUCGACGCCUUUGCCAACUCCAUUCGAGAUUACCAGCACCUCCUCUCCACUUCCAGCGACCCCAUCUCUGACCAAGAUGUCAAGCGUUUCCUCAAGGAGGGCUUGAGCUCCCACAUGCUCGUCCUUGACGUGGACAACGCCUUGGAGCAGAAGCAGUUGAACAUAAACACAAUCUCUGUCACCGACCUCAUCGCCCUUAUGUCCAAGAGAGUGACUGUCUGCGCUGCCCAGCUCGCCGCUUUCCAGUCUCACCAGGCUGCAUCUCGACCGCCCCCUCGACCCGCCCAAGCCCCUCGCCCCGCCCAAGCUCGACCGGCCCCGGCCCCAAUCAAAGCGAUCUCCGCUGCCCCUGCCCAGGUUGCCCCUGCCUUCGCCCCUCCCACAGCGGCUGAAGUGCAAGUUUGGCUCGACAGCACCCUUCGUCUCCCACCCGGGGUGGAGGGCUCUAGAGCCCGAGAAUAUCUUCGGCAGCGAGGCCUCU